Molecule: messenger RNA, 6613 nt
Organism: Cotesia glomerata
Lineage: Eukaryota; Metazoa; Arthropoda; Insecta; Hymenoptera; Braconidae
Product: ras-responsive element-binding protein 1-like
Exons: 4
Coding region: 499-6030 (1843 amino acids)
Biological process (GO): regulation of transcription by RNA polymerase II
Cellular component (GO): nucleus
Molecular function (GO): RNA polymerase II cis-regulatory region sequence-specific DNA binding; DNA-binding transcription activator activity, RNA polymerase II-specific
Source: RefSeq, a predicted model, not a curated record
UCUAUCGGCAGAGCCAGAGCCAGCGGCAGAGAGCCAAGCUGGUCGUUCAUUUGGUUGCAAUACAGCUCACCAGAAAAGAGUGGGGAUUUUACCUCGACCGAUAGCGGAGAGUAGACGGCAGACUGGAGGGAGAGAUGAGGUCUGAAUCGAAUCGAGGCAGGUUGAGAGAAAUUGUCAGGAGAGUCACUUCUCGUCAGAGAGUUGUGUGAAAGGCAUCUCCCGUCUUCUCAGCAUUUACUCUCCUAUUACAUAUGUAUUAUAACUAAAAUUUUUGUGACUUGUGAACAAGUUUAUUCAUCAUCGUUAAUCGUUCGUGCAACUUGUGGAUUUUUUUCAGUGAUUUUAUUACACAGUGAUUAUUAUUAUUAUUAUUAUUUAGUGAUUGUGCAAUUGCAUAUUUUUAUUUUUUAAAUAAAUCCCGAAAACUGUGUAAAUUCACAAUGCAUUGUGUAUUUAUGAGUUGGAAAAAGGAUUAAUUGUCUGUGUGUUUGCACCGGCAUGGAUUGCGCUACUAAGGUGACCAUUGAAAGUGAACCAGAUCAAAGACUUGAAAAAAAUCAAACUGAUGCAGCAUCAUCGUCAUCGCUUGAGCAGUCAGACGGAUUCAAUUCAUCCCGUGAUUUGACAAACCACUUGCGAGAUCACAACUCUCCUCGUAGCAUUACAGAUUACAGCGGCGAAGAAGACUACUCUUGUCGCGUUUGCCACAAAGUAUUGAGCUCAGCAAGUUCAUUGGACAGACACGUUCUGGUACACUCGGGCGAACGGCCAUUCAAGUGUAAAUACUGCGAGAUGGCAUUCACCACCAGCGGUAACAUGAAUCGUCAUUUGCGGAACAUCCACCGCGAUGUGGUAUCAUCACCACCACCAAACAGUUGCACCGAUUCUGAGGGUAGCAGUGACUCAGAGCGACCUUUAUCCCGACGCCGUCACACUGUUGAUGAGUACAACAAUAAUAAUAUUGCCAAAAUAAACAACACUGAUGAUGAUAACGAGGAUGAUAAUGUUGAUGGCAUUAAUAAUAAAUCAUCUGUAUUUCGCAGUAAAAGAAAGCGAGCUGAUGGUAAAAUCGAAAAUAGCAUUGCUGAAAGUAACAUUAAGAAACAAAAAUUAAUUAUCAAUAAUACAUCGGUAAUAAAUGAUUCCAAAGAUAACGACAACGAUGAUCAUCAUAGCAAUGAUGAUAACGGGCAAGAUAAUGAAGAAGACGAGGAUGGUGAUGAUGAAAUGACCGCUGUUGACCAAAAUUCACUUAAUUGUCCGCUGUGUGAAGCCAGUAAUUUUACUUCAGCUGCAUCAAUGAAUUUGCACAUUGAAAAGUACCAUCCAAAUUACAAAAAUUCACAAGUUAUUAAUUUGCAUCGCCUUAUGAGUCAACGUUACAAAGAAAACAAUUCAUCGGCGACAAUUACAACACCGUUAGCACUAUCAGCAAAUAAACAUUUACAAGAUUCAAUAGUUGGUUUCAAUGAUUUAACAUUUGUUGAUUUUUCAUCCGGUAAAUUUCCAACAAUAGCACGUGCUGUUUGUGAACAAUUAGUGCAUCGCCCGGCUUCUGGUGAAAGUGCUACAUUUUUAUGCUCAAAAUGUCUACGUGCAUUUCCAUGUAAAUCGGCAUUAGAUUCACAUGAAAUCGAUUGUGGUAAUUCUAAUUACCAACAGGCUCAUAAAUUACGAGAAGAUAAGGCCAAAGAUAAUGAUUUUUUUGCUGGAUUAGAUUUACAAAAUAAAUCUGCUCUUGUUAAUAACAACAAUAAUAACAACAACAACAAUAACAAUAACAACUCUGAGUUCAAAGAAGGCAGCAAGGACCUUGCUGAUAUUCAGAGUAUCAUUUCUGUAACAUCAGGACCGAUAUUACCUCGUUCAGACACAAGUACGCCAGACCAUCAAGUAAAACUUAAUUCAGCAGCAAUUUGUUCAUCUGGUUCAUCAGGUACCGCCAACUCGGAGUACCAUGGCGAAGAAGAGGCCCAGGAUGCAUUCGCUGCUGAAUUUCGUCGCAUGAAAUUGAAGGGUGAAUUUCCCUGUCGGCUUUGCACUGCUAUUUUUCCAAAUUUAAGAGCUUUGAAGGGACACAAUCGCGCGCACAUGGGUGUUGGACCAGGUAUGCCUUAUCCGUGUAACAUGUGUCCCUACACUUCAACUGAUAAAGCAACACUGGUUCGUCAUUUGCGAUCACACAAUGGUGAUCGUCCUUACGAAUGCUCGCUUUGUAACUAUGCAUUUACAACGAAAGCCAACUGCGAAAGACACGUGAGAAAUCGUCACAAUAAGUUGACUCGGGAAGAAAUAAAGAGUGUGUUGAUUUAUCAUCCAAACGAAGACUCGACAAAUGAAAACAUUGAUAGAACAUCACCGCGUGUUAUGAGAGAUGAAACACGAAAAUCAUUAAUUUAUUCAACAUCGUUAUCCAAUGACAGAGAUGAUUAUUAUAAUCCUCACCAUCUUCAUCAUAAUGGCAAUAGUAAUAAUAAUAAUAGUCAUCACCAUCAGCGUGAACAUCAACACCAUCACCAUCAGCAAUUGCAUUAUUCAAUGGAAAAUAAAGCACAAGAUUUGCUGUUGUCUGAAGAGACAUUGAGACUUCGUCAAAUGGGAAUUCCUACAAUGAUACCAAAUCCAAUGAACCAUUACGACAAAUCUGAUUUAUAUUCACGUUCACCAGUUGCUGCGGCAAUCCAUCAUCACCAUGCAUUGGAAUUAACCCACAGGUUAGCAGACAACACGCCUGUUAAUCCACGUGAUUAUUUAAUAAAGUCAGAUUUUAUGAAAAUGAACGACCAGGAUUCUAGAUCUUCCGAUGGUAGUGUAUCAUUAAACACGAGUAAUAACAAUAAUAACAGUACUAAUAAUAAUAAUAACAAUAAUAAUAUUAAUAAUAAUAAAAAUACCAAUAACAAUCAGUCUCUAGUCAGUGAAACCAAAUCCGCUGGCGGUGCUGCUGAUAUACACCAAAGAAUUCAGGCUAGUCCAAUAGACUUAAAGCGUCAAGAUGUAGCUAACACAACAGAUGAUGCGCCUUUGGAUUUAUCAAUGGAUGUUCUGGAUCUUAGCAAAAAAUCACGAGAUAUGUCUUCGGAUUUAACAUCAAGCAUAUCAUCUGACGACAACAAUAAAAACACCAAAGAUCUGUUUGAUGCUAAUCAAUUUUUACUGACACAAGCAUUGCUGAAAGCCGGACAAACAGGUAAUUCACCGAGUUCUAUCGAAGCUAUGUAUGCAAACGCCCAGCAGUUGUUUUACAGAAAUUACGCUGGGUUUCCAACCCCACCAGCUAGCAUUCUAUCACCAUUUAUAUUCAACGCUCAUUUAUUCAAUCAAGAUCUUGCUAUGAGGGAAAAUUUACAAAAGGAAUUGGUGCGUGGAUUGCAAACCAGCGGAGGUAAUUUGAUAGAAUCACGCUUAAAUAAACCACCCUCUAGUUUUCCGGGCACUGCUGCUGCGUAUCCUCAGAACCGUGACAUAUUAACCGGCCAAUCGAUGAAUGAAUCAGCAAACGAUUACUCAAGAUUGGCAGCAACACCAUCGACCAGCGCUGCUAGUGUCAUCAGUUCACGCGACCGUUUGAUAGACAAUAACGGAAGUUCUUCAAAUUCCGUAAAAAUGGUUAUUAAAAACGGCGUAUUGGUGAGAAAACAAAAACAGCGCCGAUAUCGUACCGAGCGGCCAUUCAUUUGCGAUCAUUGCACAGCCAGAUUUACACUAAGAAGCAACAUGGAGAGACACGUUAAGCAACAGCAUCCUCAAUUUUGGUGUCAGAAGCCUCGUGGAGGGCAUUCGACGCGUGGAAGACCUCCAAGUUAUCCACCAACUAUGCUAAGGACUAAACGGUACUCUGUUAGACAGUCGACACAUCCUUAUCCGACCGCUAGAUUGCCCAAAGUAAGACAUUCAUCACCUAAUACUGACGACAAACGUCCCAUUUCUGAUCGCGUAAAGUAUGCGAUUCUUGCACAGCAGUUGAAGGGCAAUCACAAUGAAGAAAACGAUACAGAUGAAGAGUUGAUAAUUGAUGAAAAUGCUGCGGAUAAAGACAACGUUGAGCAUCGGAACGAUGAGCGGUCUACCAGCUUGUUGAGAGGAAAAUUGGAGGAAAGUAUUGAGAAAAAUAGUUCUAACACUGCCAAUGCUGAAGAAUCUGUUGUGGAGAAUGGUGGUCUUGAAUCUUUGGUUGAGUGCAAAAUUGAGCCUGAGGAUGAUGAUGAUGAUGAAGACGGUGACGAAGAAGAAGAAGAUGAAGAUAAAGAUGUUGACAAUCGAAAGAUAAAGAAUGAAGAUGGUAACGCUGACUUGGCAAGUGUUUCCGAAUUACUGGACAAUGCUUCGCAACAGUACCAACAGUUCAGACCGCAAGAUAUGAGCGACGAAGAAGGAUUGAUUGCAUCAACAAGCGACUGCAAUAAUUCCGGGAGCGAUGAAAAAUCAGACUCUGUUAAUUCGAAUAAUUCUUCGUCAUCAAAGUCUAUUAAGAAGAAGAAGAAAAAGAAGAAGAAGAAAUCGGCUUACUCUAUGGCACCCAAUCGUGUGCAUUGUCCGUACUGCGAGCGUCCGUUUCCUUGGUCAUCGUCAUUGAGAAGACAUAUACUGACUCAUACUGGACAGAAACCAUACCGAUGUGAUUAUUGUCCGCUUUUAUUCACUACUAAAUCAAACUGCGACCGUCAUUUGCUCAGAAAACAUAAAUCAAACGCUAGUAUUAAUAAUUUACAGUAUAACAGCGGAAGUGGUGGUACUAGUAGCGUAACUAGAAAUUUAUCCUCACCAGAAGCUCAAGAAGUAACGACUAUUAAUAAUAAUAAUACGUUUGCGACGAGAAAUGUACCAGAGAGACCCUACAAGUGCAAUCUCUGUCCGAGUUCUACAUUCUCGACACUUGGAAACCUAAAGAAACACAAGGCCACCAAGCAUUCGCACGACGAUAAUAAUAAAUUAUCAUCAAGACCCGAUACUCCGACUAGCGAGAUUAACUCAGAUCAGCCAAACAGCCCUACACCCUGCAAUGAACAAAAUGAACGCAGUGACUACGAGAGCCAUUCGUCAAGUGUCUCGGACACCAUGGAGACAAAUACUGCGGCUGUACCCACAUCAACCUCAACUCCGAUUUCAAAUGCUGCGUCGAUCCUUGACGUAAAACCAAAUUCAAACAGUGUCAUCAAUUCUUUGAUUAAUGACGCAUCAAAAUCUCGCAGACCUUCACCUAGAUCAUCACCAGGACCCUCGGAUUCGCCAUUCAAGUGUCAUCUCUGCGAUAGCGGGUAUGCUGAUCGACAUGAUUGUCUUGAUCACAUUAAGGACAAUCAUCGCGAGUCUUGGGACUUGCUGGUUGCCAAAGGCGCUCUUGAUAUGGACACUGAAAAUAUUGAGGAGCACCACCUUCAGCACCAGCAUCUCAGUGAUGGUGAAGAAAAACGGGGAAGAUUUCCUGAUUAUACCAACAGAAAGGUGAUGUGCGUAUUUUGUAUGCGUCGAUUUUGGUCAGCAGAGGAUCUAAGACGUCACAUGAGAACUCAUACGGGAGAACGACCGUACUCGUGCGACAUAUGCUGUCGUAGAUUCACUCUCAAACACAGUAUGCUACGUCACCGUAAAAAACACGAGUCUACUGAUUCAAUAAUAUAUGUUGGAACAAGUGGCGACGAAGAGACGAAUCCAAUUCAACCACCAACAAUAACACCGCGUAGUCAUCAACAGCAACAGUUGAUGAUGGCAUCGCCAGUUAUCGGUGACACGACACGUCUACAAGACAGAAUGUCAUUGCCAAGUGUUGGGUCAGUGGCUACCGGUGAUGCUGCACCAAGCAGACUUAUGAGUAGAUUUAAUCCUUAUGAGUCAUUGACAACAUUGACUGGUAAAUUAACAAAUAGUCAACAUAAUAAUAUUAAUAAUUGCGAAUCAACUCCUGAUACGGAAAAUGACUUGAUAUCGAAUUUACUUGGAAUUAGAGACAAAAGUAUAAUUGAUAAAGUUCUUCAAGCAUCUGCUGAUGAUGCUGCUAAAUUACUUGGGGUUAAUAGAAGCCACGAUUGAGCUUAAUAUUACAAUUAUUAAUUGCUAGUUUAUAUAUUUAAUGAGUUAUCAUUUUGUACAAAAUAUUAUUAUUAAUUAUUAUUAUUAUAAUUAUAAUCAUAUUAUUUAUUAGAUUUAAUUGGGUUGAAUUCAGGUUUCCCAUUACGUUCACAAUUGUGCCUUAUGGAUAAUAUUAAAAAAUCUCAAUGUUACGAUAAAAAAAUGUUUUUUUUUUAUCUACUUGAGAAUUUGGCAUUUAAAAUUCAUAAAUAUUAAUGUUCGUAGGUAUAUAAUUAUAGAUAAAUUAGAUUUCGUAAGAUUUAUACAUAGAAAAAAGACAAUUAACUAUUUUACUGAUAGCUUAAUUUUUUUUGAGAAACUGAUGCGAAAAAUUUUUUUGUUUUAUAUUUAUAAAUAUUUUUUUUUUUUUAAUUAUUGCAAGAUUAGCGAUUUUGUAUUGUAAUUAUAUUAUUAUAAUUAAGGGAGUUGGUGCACUUUACGGGUUGAUUAAUUUUUUUCUUGAUUGGUUGUGUCUAGCAUUUUGUUUAAUUAAUAUAUUCUUAUAAAUUAUGAAUAUUUUAAGAGCGAUUGUAAAUUUAAUAUA